This is a messenger RNA of Bicyclus anynana (squinting bush brown), 714 nucleotides long. It is a transcript of the gene dUTPase, whose product is annotated as deoxyuridine 5'-triphosphate nucleotidohydrolase. The transcript has 3 exons. NCBI's taxonomy places the organism in Eukaryota, Metazoa, Arthropoda, Insecta, Lepidoptera, Nymphalidae. The record is from RefSeq and is a predicted model, not a curated record. Gene Ontology annotation, molecular function: dUTP diphosphatase activity; magnesium ion binding. The coding region runs from base 215 to 658 and encodes 147 amino acids. Gene Ontology annotation, biological process: dUMP biosynthetic process; dUTP catabolic process.
CCAAACUUUGACGUAAAACGCUGUUGUUAAAAAAAUUUACGUUUGUGGUUUGCCAUAAAUUUUCAUUACCGUUUUUGUGAAUUGUAAUUUGUAAUUCGUGUUUAAAGUUGAAAAAUUCAUUGAAUCUAAGUACCUACAUAGUUUUAUUAUAUCGUACAUAUAAGUAAAGACAUUUAUUUGAAAACUUCACUCAACAAUUAACGAUUUUUAAACCAUGCCUACUGAAGUACUGCCGCUGUUAAAAUUCACACGCCUCAGUGAAAAUGCUUACCCACCAGUAAAAGGUUCUGAAAAAGCAGCUGGUUUUGAUUUAAAAAGCGCGUAUGAUUACACUGUGGCUGCACGCGGCAAGGAAUUGGUAAAGACAGAUUUGCAAAUAGAGUUGCCUUCAGGUUGCUAUGGCAGAGUUGCUCCUAGAUCUGGAUUAGCUGUUAAAAAUUUCAUUGAUGUUGGAGCUGGUGUGAUUGAUGAAGAUUACCGUGGCAAUGUUGGUGUUGUGAUAUUUAAUCAUUCUGAUCAGCCAUUUUCUAUUACAAAAGGUGAUAGAAUUGCGCAGCUCAUUUGUGAAAAAAUUUAUUACCCAGAAUUAGUGGAGGUGACUGAUCUUACAGUAACAAAGAGAGCCGAUGGAGGUUUUGGAUCUACAGGAAACCAAUAAAAACAUGAUAAGUUUAGUUUAAGUAUUAGUGUAUUGAAAUAAAUGUCUUAAAAAUA